AAAAGAGAUAAAAAGCUCUGUUAAAGAAGCUCGAGCUACCGCGCGGAUUAACCUCCAUCAGACUAGACAAACAGCGCGCACUGGAAAAGAAAUGUUGAACCUGUUCACGCAUUUCUGCCCUCGUCUGAUCGACGGUUUUAAAUGACUGCUAAAUUAGACGUCCCCAAAAUAGCGCCAGGUAACGCGGAAGCAGACUCGGGACCAGAGUCUCCACAUUCAGAGGCAGCUGAGAGUAAACUCCAGCGUUUCAGCCUCGCGGCUUUUUGCGUACCGGAGCGCAGCGGAUAAAGCAGUUCCUCUGGAGAUGAGCUCCAUGUAAAUACCGCCCUUACAUUCCAUACAAGAUUGGAGGACCUGCAGAAAGAACAAGGGCAGCGAUGAGAAAUUAUUUAGCGUAAUUAUUUCAACUUGCUGUGCUGAAGGAGUUUUGGAAGCUUGGAAGGAUCUCAGCUCAGGUGCGCGGCGGAGCGCUGCAUCCCCGCUAAAGCAGGGACCCUACACACACACACACACACACACACACCGGACUCACACUCCCUGCCGAACUAAAGCAAACGGCACCAUGAGCAGGAAAACGCGCCGCUGGAUUUUUCACAUUUUCCUCUGUCUGGGGAUUAUUUAUCUGAAAAUCGGCGGCUUCUCAUCCGUGGUGGCACUUGGAGCGAGCAUCAUCUGUAAUAAAAUCCCAGGUCUUGCUCCCCGUCAGAGGACGAUCUGCCAGAGCCGCCCGGAUGCGAUCAUCGUGAUCGGAGAAGGAGCGCAGAUGGGCAUCAACGAGUGUCAGUUCCAGUUCCGCCACAGCCGCUGGAACUGCUCUGCCCUCGGAGAGAGGACCGUCUUUGGAAAAGAGUUGAAAGUGGGGAGUAAAGAAGCAGCUUUCACCUAUGCUAUCAUUGCUGCUGGGGUUGCCCAUGCUAUCACAGCCGCCUGCACCCAGGGAACCUUGAGUGGCUGCGGGUGCGAUAAAGAGAAACAAGGAUUCUACAACCAGGAAGAGGGCUGGAAGUGGGGAGGCUGCUCAGCUGACAUCCACUAUGGCCUGAGCUUUUCCAAGAUGUUUGUGGAUGCACGGGAAAUAAAGCAAAACGCCAGGACUCUCAUGAACCUCCAUAACAAUGAAGUGGGGCGUAAGAUCCUAGAAAAGAACAUGCGCUUAGAGUGCAAGUGUCAUGGAGUCUCUGGCUCAUGCACAACCAAGACGUGCUGGACAACGCUCCCCAAGUUCCGUCAGCUUGGCUACAUCCUCAAGGAUAAGUACUACCAGGCCGUGCAUGUGGAGCCAGUUCGAGCCAGCCGGAAUAAACGGCCCACAUUCCUGAAGAUCAAAAAGCCUUACUCGUACCGCAAGCCCAUGGACACUGACUUGGUGUACAUUGAUAAGUCGCCCAAUUACUGUGAGCCAGACCCAGUGACAGGCAGUGUGGGCACUCAGGGCAGGAUCUGCAAUAAAACAGCACAGCAAGCCAACAGCUGUGACUUGAUGUGCUGCGGACGUGGCUACAACACGCACCAAUACUCACGUGUGUGGCAAUGCAACUGCAAGUUCCUGUGGUGCUGUUAUGUCAAAUGCAACACAUGCAGUGAGAGGACAGAGGUAUACACAUGCAAAUAAAACAUUCCUUAUUCCUCUGUAUGUAACAGAAGGUCUGUGAAUGCCUCUAAACAUAAUUAGAGGCUUCCUGUGUGGGGUGAUAUGGAUCGAAUGUGUUUAGAAUGGAGAAACUUUGGAAUAAGGCGCUCCAAGGGGUCUAUGGUCAGCAUGAUCUUUUUAUUCACCUGGAGGAUAGCCAGAGGAUGUGUGGGCGAUGUAUUCCGCUUUGUUUCAAAGCUCAGUGGAAUGAUUUGGUGGUUGGUACCAGUGGAUGCCUAGAACUUUCUAAACAGUGGAGUGAGUGUGUUCCUGAAGACCAGGACAUUAGGAAUAUAUGCAUGGUGUCUCUGGCUAUAUCCUGUUUUACAGGAAAUCUGGAAAACCCUUUGAGUGAGCUUAUAUAAAACUGGAUAUUUGGUUUCUCUGGACAUCAUGAAAGCAUACCGUAUAUGGACAUAAUAUCAAUGGUAUUUAACAUUUUAUUUAGAGAAAGAAAGGCUAAUAUUAAUUUAUUUAAUAAUAAAACUACUGAUUUUCAUGUGAUUUUAUGUUUUUUUUAAACCAUGCAACAUUUAACCAUGUUGUUGGUGAUAUUACUUGUGCUAAACAUUUGUAGUACAAUUCCCCCCAAGUACAAUCCAUAUAUAUUUAUAAUAAUAUACACUGGAAAUGUGCAUCUCUCUUGAAAGCUAACUUCUCCUAAAAUGAAUUAAGUACUUCAGUGCUGUUAAUCACCAGGAACAUUCCAAACAGUGUGUGCUAAAACAGUGCCUAAAAUAUAUUCUGUUUCACAAUAAAUAAGAUUUUCAGCAACCUUUUUUUCUUUUACAAACAGAAAUAAUAGUGAGCUGAAAUCAUUUGAUGAAGAACCUGUACAUAAUAUUACCUGACACAUAGCCGUCUCAUGAGCUCACACACAUCUCUCCCUUGGCUCUUGUCUUUUUAGUUGGCAGAGAAACCAAGAUAACGAUUAAUUCAUUUUGGAACAGGAUAGCACACACCCAGGAGAUGCCUCCACUUGCUACUGAUACGGAAUGCUGAGGUCACUGAUACUGUUCUUGCUAUAUAUGUAUACUAAAUAUUAUGUCUUUCCAAUUUUGCUGCUAGUCCCCCCCCCAAGGCCUCAACUUGGAAUUUGUAUAGUGUCUGUUGAAACUAGUGCUUUUGAAUACCAUGUGUAAAUGUGGUUACCUGAAUGAGUUGUUCAUGUGCUGAGUUAACAGCAGUUAACAGAAUAUAUUUUGCAAGAGAUUAUUUUUAUAUGAGUGUUUUAUUUAUUUUGUUAUAAACUGUCCUGCUUCCAGUUUCCCUAACCACCACAGUUAAGGAAAUCUAAGCUAGAAACUGCAUAGGGUUGAUAAUAUCAUGGUACACUGAUCACUGGUUUGUAAUCAGUAAUAAUGAAAACAUUAUUUGAUCAAACUAGAAAAAAAAACAUUUUCAUGUUUUUGUAUAGUCAUUUAACAACAGCAGUCCUGUAUGUAGGACCAAUAAUAUAAACUAGAUAUGGCCAAACACUCUGGUACUUAAAACGCGACGGUGAGUUUUAACCAAAGAACAGUUAAAUUGGAGAUGGUGCUUCAUGGAAGGCCUUUUGUCCUAUUUCUAAUAACAGACAAUGAAUUCAAGCAAUGUUUUACCAAACUGGUUGUUCUGCAUGCUUAUACUGUCAUAACUGAUUUAACAAAAAUGUACAUUGUGCUUUGAACAGUCUUAAUAAAAGUCACCUCAGCAGUUUGAA
Neoarius graeffei (lesser salmon catfish) is the source of this 3332-nucleotide messenger RNA. RefSeq names its product wingless-type MMTV integration site family, member 7Aa (gene wnt7aa). Bases 563 to 1612 code for a protein of 349 amino acids. Gene Ontology annotation, molecular function: cytokine activity; frizzled binding. NCBI's taxonomy places the organism in Eukaryota, Metazoa, Chordata, Actinopteri, Siluriformes, Ariidae. The record is from RefSeq and is a predicted model, not a curated record. The transcript has 4 exons. Gene Ontology annotation, cellular component: extracellular region. Gene Ontology annotation, biological process: canonical Wnt signaling pathway; cell fate commitment; multicellular organism development.